This is a messenger RNA of Glycine soja, 804 nucleotides long. RefSeq names its product protein MAIN-LIKE 2-like. The record is from RefSeq and is a predicted model, not a curated record. The transcript has 5 exons. The coding region runs from base 1 to 804 and encodes 267 amino acids. Gene Ontology annotation, biological process: meristem maintenance; meristem development. NCBI's taxonomy places the organism in Eukaryota, Viridiplantae, Streptophyta, Magnoliopsida, Fabales, Fabaceae.
AUGCUGACCGAGUAUGCUGAGCAUGUUGCAGCCAGCGUAUGGACCGGGGAGGAAUGUCCUGAGUUGAAGUUGUCCUCCCACGGAAGGAAGGUGCAAAAAUUAGGCAGGCCUGUCCCUACCAUUGAGGGGCUAGUUGCUGGGACAGGACUAAGUCCUUUGAUCGCGUGUUCAGUAGACACCGACGAUCAGGGACUUAUAUCCUCGUUUGUGGAGAAGUGGUACUGGAAGACGAGUAGUUUCCAUCUUCCUGUGGGGGAGGUUACCAUCAUGCUUGACGAUGUGGCGUCUCUUCUUCAUCUGCCCAUUGUUGGCAAGUUCCAUACCUUCGAGCCUCUGCACCUGGACGAGGCGGUGCUGAUGUUUGUCGACUUACUACUUGUCUCACCAGAGGCAGCUAGGGCCGAGACCGGACAUUGUCAUGGACCUCAGUUUGGGAGGUAUGCAUGGGGAGUUGCUGCCCUGUGUUGGAUAUACGAGCACUUUCCGUCAGUUGCGGAGUGCAAUACUGAUUCGGAAUACGACGACGCUUCACCAUGUGCAUGUCGGUGGAUUGCUACGAAGAAGACGAUGAAUAGCAUAUCCACAGAGACGUACAGGCAGCGCCUGGAUCGAUUGAGGAUUCUCGAUGGGCCCGUUGCUAUCAGAUACAGACCAGAGAGGGUCAUGCGCCAAUUUGGAUAUGUCCAGAGUAUUCCUGCUCCGCCUGUCGAUUCAUGGGUGUCAUUUGAUGAGAUAGACGACAGAUGGAUGCACUACUCAGACCAUCUUGCGCUAGCAGGUGAGAUGUGUGUUGUGCCAGGUUAG